Onychomys torridus (southern grasshopper mouse) is the source of this 906-nucleotide messenger RNA. It is a transcript of the gene Asgr2, whose product is annotated as asialoglycoprotein receptor 2. Gene Ontology annotation, cellular component: external side of plasma membrane. Gene Ontology annotation, molecular function: D-mannose binding; fucose binding. The record is from RefSeq and is a predicted model, not a curated record. The transcript is spliced from 8 exons. Bases 1 to 906 code for a protein of 301 amino acids. Lineage: Eukaryota; Metazoa; Chordata; Mammalia; Rodentia; Cricetidae. Gene Ontology annotation, biological process: biological process involved in interspecies interaction between organisms.
AUGCAGAAGGACUUUCAAGAUAUCCAGCAGCUAGACUCCGAGGAAAAUGAUCAUCAGCUCAGCGGCGAUGAGGAACAAGGUGCCCAUGGGCAGGACCCUAGGAUGGAAAAUCCAUUUUGGAAAGGGCAGCCUCCUUCCCCGUCCUCUCCACAGUGCCUCAGCUUCAGGCUCUACCUCAGUCUGCUUGCCCUGGCCUUCAACAUCCUGCUGCUGGUGGUCAUCUGUGUGAUUUCAUCCCAAAGCAUGCAGUUGCAAGAGGAGUUUCGGACCCUGAAAGAAAAUUUCAGCAACUUCUCCUCCAGCACCCUGAUGGAGUUCAGGGCUCUGGAUUCCCACGGAGGUAGCAGAGAUGACAAACUGACGUCCUGGAGAGCCACACUGGAGAAAAAGCAACAGGACCUGAGAGCAGAUCACUCCACGUUGCUCCUGCACCUGAAGCACUUCCCACUGGAUUUUCAGACCUUGACCUGUCAGCUGGCCUUCUUCCAGAGCAAUGGCACAGAAUGCUGCCCUGUUAACUGGGUGGAGCACGGGGGCAACUGCUACUGGUUUUCGAAGGAUGGACUGACCUGGGCUGAGGCUGCUGAGUACUGCCAGCUAGAGAGUGCCCACCUGCUGGUCAUCAACUCCUGGGAGGAGCAGAAAUUCGUUGUGAAGCACACAGGCUUGUUUCACACCUGGAUAGGUCUCACUGACAGGGACGGCUCCUGGAAAUGGGUGGACGGAACCGAAUAUAGAAGCAACUACAAGAAUUGGGCCUACACUCAGCCAGAUAACUGGCAGGGCCAUGAACAGGGCGGAAGUGAAGACUGUGCCGAAAUGUUGUCCGAUGGCUACUGGAAUGACAACUUCUGCCGCCAGGUGAACCGCUGGGCGUGUGAAAAGGGGCGCAAUAUCACCCACUAG